Molecule: messenger RNA, 927 nt
Organism: Verticillium nonalfalfae
Lineage: Eukaryota; Fungi; Ascomycota; Sordariomycetes; Glomerellales; Plectosphaerellaceae
Exons: 1
Coding region: 1-927 (308 amino acids)
Biological process (GO): peptidyl-lysine dimethylation
Molecular function (GO): protein-lysine N-methyltransferase activity
Source: RefSeq, a predicted model, not a curated record
AUGGACCUCACCUCCCGCAUAGCCCUGAAAGGGCCUCCUGCAGACUCGCCCGAAGACUUUCUCUCCUCCGCCUUGGCGACUCUGGACCCCGACGACCAACCACACAUCCACGGCGAUUCGGAUCAUGAUCUGCUCUACACGUCGCCGCAUCUGCCCAAGCCUUUCACCCUGUCGCUGGCCGAUCCCGCCACCGAGCAUGACCGUAGACUUUUCAGUCAUUAUCUCUGGAACUCAUCCCUCCUCUUGGCAGAACUCAUCGAAGCCGGCUCCUUGCCUUCACCCCUCACUCACCCAACCAGUGGCCCCUCACCUCUGGGGCCCCCUUCUUCGGCCUUCAAUGUCAAGGGCCUUGCGACUCUCGAGCUCGGCGCUGGUACGGCCUUGCCGAGCCUCCUCGCCGCCCUCCUCUCCGCCCGCCGCGUUGUCGUCACGGACUAUCCCGCUCCCUCCGUGCUCGAGACCCUGCGUGCCAACGUGACCCUCGGCGCUGUCCCGGCCGCAUCGCCCACGUCCACCGUCGCUCCCGAAAUCACAGUCGAGGGCCACGCCUGGGGCGACCUGACAACACCGCUCGCCAUGUCCUCGGCGCAUGCCUUUGAUCGUCUCCUCGUUGCCGACUGCCUGUGGAUGCCCUGGCUGCAUGACGCGCUCCUCGCCUCCGUCAGCCACUUCCUCGCCGACACGGCCGAUGCCCGCGUCUGGAUCGUCGCCGGCUUCCACUCUGGGCGUGAAAAGAUGCGUCACUUUUUCGAGGCCGACUUUCUGGCCGCCGCGGCCCUCGAGGUCGAAUCCAUUUGGGAGCGGGAUGUCGCUGGCGUCGAGCGGGCCUGGGUCGACGAGAGGCCAGGCGAGGAGGACGCAGGCCGGAAGAGGUGGCUUGUCGUCGCCAUCCUGCGGCGGACCGGCUUCGGGGCGCCGAGGGUCUAA